AUGACUGACUGUACUUUCUGUCUGCUGGGGUUUCAGCUUCAGAGACAAAAUGGCUUCCAGAUCAGGGAGGAUCUCUGCUGUCCGGUCUGUCAGGAGGUCUUCAGAGAUCCUGUUGUUCUGUCAUGUAGCCACAGCUUCUGUAAAGUCUGUCUGAAGAGCUGGUGGAGACAGAAACAAGCACCCGAGUGUCCAGUUUGUAACAGAAGAUCUUCAAAGGAUGAUCCACCUCGUAACCUGGUGUUAAAGAAGCUGUGUGAGGCCUUCUUACAGGAGAGAGAUCAGAGAGCUUCAGAGGCUCUCUGCAGUCUGCACUCUGAGAAACUCAAACUCUUCUGUCUGGACCAUCAGCAGCCAGUGUGUGUCGUCUGCAGAGAUUCAGAAAAACACAGCAACCACAGAUUCAGACCCGUCGAUGAAGCUGCACGACAACACAAGAAGGAACUUCAGGAAACUCUGGAGCCCUUAAAGGAGAAGUUAAAGGUUUGUGAACAAGUUAAAGAGGAGUUUGAUCAAACAGCAGAACACAUGAAGGUCCAGGCCCGACACACAGAGAGGCAGAUUAAGGAGCAGUUUAAGAAGCUUCAGCAGUUUCUAGAGGAGGAAAAGGAGGCCAGGAUGGCUGCACUGAGGGAGGAAGAGGAGCAGAAGAGUCAGAUGAUGAAGGAGAAGAUGGAGGCUCUGAGCAGAGAGAUAGCAGCUCUUUCAGACACAGUCAGAGCCACAGAGGAGGAGCUGAGAGCUGAAGACGUCUCAUUCCUGCUCAACUACAAGGCUGCAGUGGAAAGAGUCCAGCAGCGCCCCCUGCUGGAUGAUCCACAGCUGCCCUCAGGAGCUCUGAUAGACCAGGCCAAACACCUGGGCAACCUGACCUUCAACAUCUGGAACAAGAUGAAGGACAUGGUCUCCUACACUCCUCUCAUUCUGGACCCAAACACUGCUGGUCCAAGACUCAUCCUGUCUGAAGAUCUGACCAGUGUGAGACUCGGAGAGAGUCAGCAGCUUCCUGACAAUCCAGAGAGGAUUGAUAAACUCUGCUCUGUCCUGGGCUCUGAAGGCUUUAACUCAGGGACUCACAGCUGGGAUGUCGAGGUUGGAGACAGUACAGUCUGGUUUCUGGGUGUGUCAGCAGAGUCUGUCCAGAGGAAGGGAGACAACAUAGAGUCUGGAUUAUGGGGAAUCUGGUUCUAUGAAGGUGAAUACUUUGCAUGGUCACCAUCAGCUCCACCCACUGAUCUCAGAGUUCAGAAGAAGCCCCAGAGGAUCAGAGUGAAUCUGGACUGGAACAGAGGAAAGCUGUCGUUCUCUGAUCCUGAUACUAACACACACAUACACACCUUCACACACACUUUCACUGAGAGGAUGUUUCCAUAUAUUGAAACUUUGGAUGAGUUGAAGCUGUCAGCAGUGAAGGUCUGUGUGACAGUGGAACAGAGCAGUUAGAGAUAAAGAGGAUGAUUAUAUUCAUGAUGUAUUAUUAUUACUUUAUAUAUUAAAUAUCAUCCAGUCGCAAUGACAACUGUGAAAUCCUAACAAACAGUGAUUAGCUCAGUUGGUAGAGUUAGCUUACUUAGGUUACGUGUUUGAUCUGCACACCGGUCGACUAUAUUUUCUUUCCCUCUUUAACAAUUUAAUUAUGAAGACACUUUCACAUGCUCACUAUAAAGCAUGUGCCGCAGUGUGAGCGUUACAGCGUUUGAUCCGCAUCCAUCAACCUAAGGACGCUUGUUUUAACAAAGUGGAGAGGAGCCUUGACCCUCACCUGACUAUGCCUUUGUAAAUCUGCUUGUAUUAUGUGGUUUAUACUGGACUGUGGUGCAGAAACAGUGACAAAGUUAAACAUACUUGGUUUACAUUUUCCUGUUAUCUGUCAGUGGUCAUACUUUUACUCAUCCAAUACUAGAUGUGAUAGUUUUUGAGAUGUUCUUUGCUUUAGUCCAGAUGAGCCAUUAGUGAUGCUCAAACAUUAAUGCAUCAUUAAUUAUAAUCUAGUGAUAAACUAUAUUAUUCUGUAAUGGGAGUUCUGUAUAAAAAAAAGACUAUAACUUUUGAUCCUGGUGCAGGACAACAACACAGUGGAAGAACAAUUCACUACACUGACGUAACUUACUACAAUCUAACUCUGUCAUACUAAAGUGUGGCAACAAACUAACUACUACUAACCGUUUUGUCAUCUUUCAGUACAUUUAGCUGUGCUCACAUAGCUGAAAACACUGGUGAUCUCAAAAGAUACACAAACAUCAGUAGCUGAAAAGCAUGCAGGCGAGCUAUCAUUAUUAUUAUCAUGUAACGGGCAUGGAUUAGUCUCCAGGUGAGUCGGUCUCUGUGUGUUGGAUUUUGCUCCCUCGUGAGUUUGAGUGCUGCUCUGUGUAAAUCACUGCCGGCUCUUUCAAAAGGCCAGUCAUCUGAUGUCUGGGAUCUUUUUAAUACUACCAACUGCUAUUUUCCUCUGAAAAAGGUCCAACACUCUCCUGGCGUUUUGUUUCCUGGCGUCGUUUCAUGCCGUCAUUAGCUUCUCACCACAUUUGACUCAUUAAAUCAAAUAGUACUUUUGUCUUUCUGAGGUUUUGAAUCUGCUGCCUUCUUUCUUCCUCAGGUUUGUGACAGUCUACCAUAACAUGAUCCACCCUUUCUUGUUGCCCACAGCUGCCUGACUUAUGUUUGCCUGUUUUGAAUAAAGUGCUGUUUAGUCCAGUGUGUCCAGAUCUAAGUCUUCAUUGUCUCGUCUCUCCUGUUCCUUCCUUUCCUCUCUUCCUCCUGAUGUUUUCGCCACCUUUCCUUCAUGCUCUCUUUUAUAACGCUCUUGAUUUCUGUCUUUCUGAAGCAAACUACAUCAGUGUACUCACUUUUUGUGGCCUCCUCUGCAGACCUAUCUGCCAUUUCAUGUCCUUUGAUACCCAUAAAGACCUGACUGUGAGACCCAUCAUCUGAACUCUGCAUAAUGUUUGUUGUACUUUCUGUCUGAAUGACUGCUCUGUAAACUGGCUGCUGAUGAACUUGAGUCUGAACAAAUGAUCUCAGUGGUGUUAUUUCCUUUAUCCACUGCUCUGCUAAUAAACUUGUGAGCAUUA
Micropterus salmoides (largemouth bass) is the source of this 3068-nucleotide messenger RNA. RefSeq names its product nuclear factor 7, brain-like. The record is from RefSeq and is a predicted model, not a curated record. The transcript has a single exon. Gene Ontology annotation, molecular function: protein binding; zinc ion binding. NCBI's taxonomy places the organism in Eukaryota, Metazoa, Chordata, Actinopteri, Centrarchiformes, Centrarchidae. Bases 1 to 1440 code for a protein of 479 amino acids.